UUCAUAAAAAAACUACAUAACCUGUUCGUAACUGCUAGGUCGCGUUAAGUUUCGAUUGUUUCGCAUUGCCACAAUUCAUUACAACAAACAUUAUCUCGUUUUUGGCUUUCAGUAAAUAGAAUAGUUGAUCUUUUUAAUAUUACUCAUUUGGAAGAAGGGAAGAUGGGAUUUAUUUGUUUUUUACUACUUGUCUUUGGUUUAAGUUCAACGCUGGCACAGAAUAACGUUACUAACGCUACCCAGGCACAGCCUACACCAGUGGCCAAGACUUUAACACCGGCAAAGACUACACUACCACCGGCAAAGACUACAGCACCGGCAAAGACUACAGCACCGGCACCGACUACGGCACCACCUCCAAGUUGUGAACGCAAAAAUGCCACUAAUUGUGAAGAAUGCUUGGCAAAUGUGUCUUGUCUAUGGUGCAUCAAGACUAAAAGUUGUUUGACAUACCCUGCCAAAAAUAUCUUGCCUCCCCAAACCCUCUGCCCACUCAAUGAUGCUCGCUGGGGUCUUUGCUCAAUGAACUUCCAGAGCUUGAUAAUUGCAUUGUCAGUGAUUGGGGCGAUCCUCAUCAUUGCCCUUUUUAUCUGCAUAUUCUGUUGCUGCAAGUGUGAGAACAUUGGAUCCUCUCGAUUUGACAACAAGAUGAACCGGCGGGCAGAUAAAACAAAGACAAAACAAGAGCAGAGAAAAGAAGAGUUAAAGACAAGACAUGACGAGAUUCGACAAAAAUAUGGUCUCAGCAGAGCAAGUCCGUAUGCCAGAUUUGAAAAUCCCAACUAAUCGGUUUCAAUGUUUUAUGGAUAAAUUCUUUAACCAUUUAAAAAGCAUUAACAGGAAUGAGAUUCUUCAGUCACAGAAUACAACUUAAUGAGCCAUUCCACCGAACCGGUGCCAUUUGCAUGUUGUAACUCGUCAAAAUUGAAGUUCAUUUUUAUCUUUACUAAACAUUGAAUGUAGGAACACUAGAAUCUCUGCUUUUAACAUGAUUUCUGAAUGGAAGAUGUACGUAUUUUAGUUGAAGGUAACAAGAUUUUUUUAGCAUAGAUUUAGCAAAUACAUAAAAUAUAACU
This is a messenger RNA of Paramisgurnus dabryanus, 1076 nucleotides long. RefSeq names its product PTTG1 interacting protein a (gene pttg1ipa). Gene Ontology annotation, biological process: protein import into nucleus. The record is from RefSeq and is a predicted model, not a curated record. Lineage: Eukaryota; Metazoa; Chordata; Actinopteri; Cypriniformes; Cobitidae. Gene Ontology annotation, cellular component: cytoplasm; nucleus.